AUGCUCUCGGCAUUCGACGUAUCCUGCCUGCUCUUCCUCCCUCCUGCCCCCGGGGGCCGGCUCGGGGGCGGGCCAGGGGCGUAUCCGAGGACACUGAUUGGCUGCGUGGCUGCGGGCGGUGGGGUUAAGCGCGUCGCGGGGCCGGGGUCCCGCUGGAGCGGCCGAACCCGAGUGUGGGGCCCCGAGCCCGAGGCGGAGGGAACCCCGCCAAGCCUCCCGAGCCCAUCGCCAGCCAUGAGCCCCCCGCCGCCGGGCACCCGCCGUGGCCCUGGGCGGCCCCUGGUCCAGCUGCUGCUGCUGCUGCUGUUGCCGGCGCCGACGUCUGGGUCGGCCCAGGUGCCGCCCCCGCAGCCCCCAGCCCGGAGGAGACCCCCGGUGGUGAUCGUACCUGGUGACUUGGGAAACCAGCUGGAAGCCAAGCUAGACAAACCUACGGUAGUCCAUUACCUGUGCUGCAAGAAGACGGACAGUUAUUUUACCCUCUGGUUGAAUUUAGAGCUGCUCCUUCCUCUCAUCAUCGACUGUUGGAUUGAUAACAUCAGGUUGAUAUACAAUAGAACCACCAGGACCACUCAGUCCCCAGAUGGGGUGGAUGUGAAGGUUCCUGGCUUUGGAGACACCUUUUCUGUGGAAUACCUCGAUCCUAGCAAAGUUUCUUUUGGAGCUUAUUUCUUCACUCUGGUAGAGAGCCUGGUAGGCUGGGGUUACAGAAGAGGUGAAGAUGUCCAAGCAGCUCCCUAUGACUGGCGAAGAGCCCCAAAUGAAAAUGGAUACUAUUUCCAUGCCCUCCGCCAGAUGAUUGAGAUGAUGUAUGAGAAGUACGGAGGCCCCGUUGUCCUCGUCGCCCAUAGCAUGGGCAACAUGUAUACACUUUACUUCCUCAACCAGCAGUCACAGGACUGGAAAGACAAGUACAUCCAUUCCUUUGUGGCUCUGGGCGCUCCCUGGGGAGGAGUGGCUAAGACCCUUCGAGUGCUAGCUUCAGGAGACAACAACAGAAUUCCGGUCAUCAGUCCUCUGAAAAUCAGAGAGCAACAGAGAUCUGCUGUCUCAACCAAUUGGCUGCUUCCCUAUAAUUAUACUUGGUCCUCAGACAAGGUCUUUGUGAGAACACCCAAAGCCAACUACACCCUGCGGGACUAUGAGAAGUUCUAUAAGGAUAUUGGCUUUGAGGAUGGCUGGUUCAUGAGACAAGACACAGAGCCCUUGGUCUAUCAGAUGACACCGCCUGGCGUCCGGCUCCAUUGCCUAUAUGGUACUGGUAUCCAGACCCCUGACUCUUUCUAUUAUGAAAGUUUUCCUGAUCGAGACCCCAAGAUCUUCUAUGGUGAAGGUGAUGGCACGGUGAACGUGGAGAGCUCUCUGCACUGCCAGAAGUGGGUGAACCAGCAGAAGUAUGAGGUGACCCUGCUGGAGCUGAAGGGGAAUGAGCACAUUCAGAUGCUCUCUAAUGAGACGGCUCUUUCCUACUUGAAAAAUGUUCUCUUUGGUUUGUGAUGCUGUGUCCCAACAGCCUCCACACUCCAUCACCCCGGAUGCCUUCCCUUCCAACCCGAUGAGGGGGAAAAUGCUGCUUCACUAUCUUGAAGGUGUUUUGUUUGGCUUGGUUUUUUCUUAAUUUUUAUUUUUUAAAUCAAAGUUUUGAACUGGGCCUCCCUCUACAGGCCAUGGUUCGUUUUGCCAGAUGUGAAUGAGGUCUCAGCUCUGUGUCAGCGAUUAGAUACAUUCUCCUUCCUGGCCUUACCAUCCCAUUUGGUCACCUUUUGGGUCAAAUCCACACAGUAAGCUUGUUGAUUUCUCCAAAGGUAACAAGUCUGAUUAUUGGCAGAGAUGUUUGUUGAGUGGAGGCGAAGAGAUUGGUCUCAGAGAUCACUAGAAAGGUUUCACACACAUCUUUUCCAACUUGUCUUUUUUGGGUUCUAUUUUUAUUUUAAAUUCUCAGAAAUGUAAAGAAGAUCUUGUUUUGGGCGUACCCUGAGUUUGACAUAGUCCAGCUGACACUACUUCAAAAGAGGAGAGGAAUCCAGUCCAAUCAUCAUUGUGCUGCUGGUGCUGUCACAACUUCAGGCUUCAGGCCUCUCUUUCAGGAGUAAGAGGGAGGGAGGGGACAGCCAUACUGCCAAAACCAAUCUCCAGCUUUUGGCCAGGGGCCCUUAAGGCAUGGGACGCCCUGACUCUUACACAACACAACCCGAGUGGCCAUUCAAGGCUGGCUUCUUUACUUUAGCUAUAACAAUGCCUACUUCUUCAGAGCCUUCCUUCCUUUCCUGCCACACUUCCUUAUCUCCUUACCCCUCCACUCCCCAAACUUUGGAUUGGAUAAAGCAACCAUAUGCAUAUGAUCUGUUCUUCUAGUCCCCUGUGCACGUGACUUCCAUCUUUGCUUUUGGCCCAGCAGUUGCACAUGCCCUCUGCCCUUCAUUCUGCCCUUUCCUCAUGUUGUAAGUGGAGGAUCUGCCUGCUGCUAUGGCAUCAUUCUGUGCACCCUAGACUUUGGUUUGGGUUCCCCCUCGCCUUUCUAUUUUUAAAGGCUGUAUUAACUGUGUGUUACUGCCAGACUCUGUAUUUUCUCAGCACAAUGGAAGAGAGGACUGUAGCCCUCCCUCAACUUCACACAGUGUGGUUUUUUAAAACUUCUCUGGGAAGCAUCCCAUCCCCUGGUGCUAUUGUUAUAGAUUGGGGAUCUAGGGAAAGAGUUUUAUGUUCAUACCAAAGUAGUUAAUUAUCCAUGUACAUUUCUCUGAGUCUGGGCAGGGGACAGACAGGCAGGACACUGGUUUGGUCCUUCCAACAUGGCGGGAAGAGAGGAUUCUAGUUCCCAGGUGAGGUUUCAGAUCCUUGCAUUUCUGGGCUGUAGUGGUACCUGUACUGAAUCCUCCUCAAUCUAUGAGUCUUAUGCAAACUGUAUGUACCUUACCCUCACGGUCAAAUUUCUUUAGCUCUUCCUCCCAUGACUGUCCUAAGGAGGCUUUGGAGCCAAGUGACCGUGCUGCUUGUAUUGCCAUAGGAACUGGUGAUUCUCUGCCCCCUCCCCCCCCAACCUCCCAUAAGACCACCGCUGUGUUUGUAUAAUUUAAUCAUUGUUUAGCCUGUGCUAUGAGAAAUCCUAUUGGGAUCUCAGUCUCCAGGCUGUUUCUGGAUCCUAGGGACAGGAUCAAGACAGAAAACUACUCUCGUUAUCAGGUUUAGUUAAGGGUUUGAGGGCCAGGUGGGCCCAGAAAACACCCUUUCUCAGUGAUCUAAGACUCAUGUUUACUUCCUAAAAAGGCAAUUCCCAGUUCAGCUUACAAACAGCAUCAGGAUUUUCCACUAUCCGUUAAUUUCCUUAAAGCUGGAUCUUGUGGAAGAAAAGGCAGGGGCAGCUUUGGUUUUAUGAUGGACAUAACCUCUCCUGUGCUUUAUGUGCACAUUUGUGUAUGUAAUUUUCAGUCCCCAGAUUGAUGUAAUAUGAUUUAGCCCAGGAGGGAGCUGACAGAUGAAGUAGGGUCAAGGUUUCUACUUACAGCCCUAUUUGUGCUCCAAGGGAAGAAAUCCAGGAACCUAAAACUCUAGCUUUUGAAAAAAUGCAUCGUGGCUCACUCCCUUCCCUAGUGUGCAUCUCCUCUAACUUCCACUUCAGUCUAACCUGUGGCCUCACCACCUUCUUCAGAUUGCCAGCAUUCUUAACCUAGAACCUGUUCCAGGUAUUUGGAUUGACCUACCAGGAGCAGAUGAUUUCAGCCCCUCCUAACCCGGUCUGACCUCUAGGUGCUACCUGAUUUCAUGGGACCUAUAGGAAGGACCUAAAGGUCCUAAAGGAAGGACCUGAAGACCCAUGGAUUGGUUGGUAACUGACAAGGGCCAUUACCAACAGCCUGAGCGUUUCCCACGUGACAGGAGGAGAACUUGGGUCUCCAGGGCACCAACGAGAGAUCACUCAGUGUGCCAUCCACAGAGACCCGGAGUGCCACCCUUUGUCAGCCCUGUGUGGGUAGUGCAGGGGAUUUUUCAAAUCUCUGAUAAUUUGGACAAGUCAGAGUUGUUUUUCUACAAGCUAUAAUCUAGAAUCACAAUGCAGAUCAUGUUUUUGAAGUAAAUGUUGCAACAUUUUCAAAAAGAGGACAGGGAUGUCUUGACAUUUCAUGACCACUGAGCUUGAGUUGAAGUAAAAAAGUUGUCCACUCCAUCACAAACAGCUUAGGUUUAUAUUUUUGUUGGUUGUUUUUCUCCACCAAGGAAAAAAAAUGCAACUUUCUUAAAAAACAAAAAAUACUCAACCCUACAAAACUGUUUUUGAGGACCAAAUGUAUUCUCCGACAAUAAGAUUGAAGAGGAAAUGUCCAGCUCUAAUCCUGAGAAGGCUAAUAAUACAAGUGCUGGGAAGAAACCCUGUAGCAAACAGUGCCUGCCAUUGGCUGUGACCUCAGAUACUGCAGUCAGUGAUGGCCCCUGGUUGGAGUGGGGCCAGGGCCACCAAGGACCCAGAGGAUGCCCUGGAGUGGAUCCAGGGUCUGCUCCAAAAAAAAUCAGGGAACGUUUUGCCAGGACUUUGCUGCUCUAUAUUUUAACAGUAUUUUAUAUGAAAUCUAUUGGAUUUUAUUGUAUAUCAUAAGCUAUAUAUAUAAAAUGUAUGUGUGUAUGCGUGUGUGCUUAUGUGCAUACAUCUUUUGGUCUGAAUGACUGACUUCACUGGGAAAUUUUGCACAUGUGUACUUUGAGACACUUAAAUGUAUAGUAAUAAAAGUAAAUCUGAUGAUGCAAGGCA
This is a messenger RNA of Trichosurus vulpecula (common brushtail), 4744 nucleotides long. RefSeq names its product phospholipase A2 group XV (gene PLA2G15). The record is from RefSeq and is a predicted model, not a curated record. Lineage: Eukaryota; Metazoa; Chordata; Mammalia; Diprotodontia; Phalangeridae. The transcript has 6 exons. Gene Ontology annotation, cellular component: lysosome. Bases 1 to 1497 code for a protein of 498 amino acids. Gene Ontology annotation, biological process: ceramide metabolic process; phosphatidylcholine metabolic process.